UAAGCCCUCACAUAGGAAAUUUUUUCUCGGACUAAGUUUGAUUUGUUAAUUGCCUGAAAUCCUUUCACCCUGAAAGAGGGUACUCUUGUUACUCCAGACAGAGUCCAUACUCACGAUUGCCAUGUUCAAUAUGUAGCAAGGACAACAACAAUGCUGGGAAGAAAUUUUAGAAAUGAUUCCUUCACAGUCUUCCAGCACACUCUGAAUAAAAACACAUACAAUGUAAUCCAUGGCAGAUCUCAAGCUCAAACUCAGAGAGCUCUGUAGGGAGGGUUCUUUGAAGGAGGCAAUGCACAUUCUGCUUAGUAUAAACAAGCUUCAUGUAGACCCCUCUCUAUAUCUUCAACUGUUGCAAACCUGCAUUGCCAAGAAUGCCCUUUCAGAGGCUAAGCAAAUCCACCUUCACAUCAAUGACAAUGACACAGGAUUUAAAUUAUCCACACACACUAAUUUACAAAGCAAACUUAUUAGUAUGUAUGAUAAGUUGGGAAGUUUACAGAACGCUCGCACAGUUUUUGACAACAUGAGUGAACCAACUCUCAGCUCAUGGAAUACAAUAAUUGGAGCUUACAGACGACAUGGGUUCCCUCAAGAGGCAUUGGUACUCUUUCACCAAAUGCAACAAACGAGUGUUAAACCUGAUAGCUUCACCCUUUCCAGCAUCCUUCCAGCUUGUGCCUCAAUGGAAGCUGUGGAAAAGGGUAUGGAGAUCCAUAGAACAAUAAUUGAAAGCAGUUUUUUGUCAGAUGUUGUGGUUGGCAAUGCGCUGGUAGAUAUGUAUGCAAAAUGUGGAAGGAUGCACAUGGCACGCGAACUGUUUGACAAAAUGCCUCUAAGAAAUGUAGUCUCGUGGAAUUCAAUCAUUUCUCGAUAUGCACAGAAUGGUGUUCUUGACGAGGCUUUAAGUCUUUUUGAAGAAAUGCCUGAGCGGAAUGUCGUCUCAUGGAAUGUUGUUGUUGCUGGAUAUGCACAAAAUGGGUUUCUUGAAAAGGCCUUGGAGAUUCUAACCCAAAUGCAAAUGUUAGGUGUAAAGCCAAAUUCAGCAACCUUUUCUAGUAUCCUCCCAGCGUGUACUCAAAUGGGUUCUUUGGAACAGGGCGUAGAAAUCCAUCGAAGGAUAUUGGAAAAUGGGUUUUUGUCAGAUAUUGUCCUGUCGAAUACCCUGAUAGCCAUGUAUGCAAAAUGUGGAAGCAUACGAAAGGCACGCGAAGUGUUUGAUAAAUUACCUAACCGAGAUUUGGUUUCAUGGAAUGCAAUCAUUGCUGGAUAUGCACAACAUGGGCUUGUUGAAAGAGCUUUGGAGGUUUUUAACCAAAUGCAACAAGCAGAUGUCCAGUCUGAUCAGUUCACCGUUUCCAGCAUCCUCUCAGUAUGCACAAAAACAGGAGCUUUGGAACGGGGUGUGGAGGUCCAUCAAAGAGUAAUUGAGAGUGGACUGCUUUCUGAAGUUGUAGCUGUGAAUGCUCUGAUAGAUAUGUAUGCAAAAUGUGGAAAAAUACAAAAAGCACGGCAAUUGUUUGAAAAAAUGUAUGAUCGGAAUGUGAUCUCAUGGACCACGAUGAUUGCAGGAUAUGCUUUGCAUGGCUAUGGGAAGGACUCCCUCGAACUCUUUGAACUAAUGAAGCAUUCUGGAAUUGAUCCUAACCAUGUGAGCUUUGUUUGCGUUUUAUACGCAUGCAACCAUGCAGGUCUAGUGGAUGAGGGCUGCAAAUAUUUCAAUCACAUUAUACCUAAUUUGGAUCAUUAUGCAUGCAUGGUUGACCUUCUUGGCCGCGCUGGCUAUCUAGAGGAAGCCCUGAACUUCAUAAUCAAAAUGCCAGUGAAACCUGAUGAUGUUGUCUGGAUGGGUUUGUUUGCGGCUUGUAAAUCUAGUAAGAAUUUAUGGCUAGCAGAGUUUGUGGCAGAAUUUGUUUUUGAAUUGGAUCCCAAAAGUGCUUCACCAUAUGUUCUUCUCUCAAACAUUUAUGCAGACUUGGGCAGAUGGGAUGGUGUCCAAAAAGUAAGGAAAACAAUGAAGGAUAGAGGAAUUAAAAAGAUACCCGGGUAUAGUUGGAUUGAAGUCUGUAAAAUGGUACACACUUUUUGUGUAGGAGAUCGAUCACACCCACAAACACAGGAGAUAUAUGCAGUAUUAGAGACAUUGUCUUGGGAGAUGAAGGAAGCAGGUUAUAUUCCAGAUACAAGACCUUUAUUGAAUGAUGUGGACGAAGUGGAGAAGAAAUUGUUACUUUGUCCACACAGUGAGAUGUUGGCAAUUGCGUUUGGCUUAUUAAAUACAUCCCCUGGAACAAGUAUUAGAGUUGUCAAGAACCUCCGAGUAUGUGGUGACUGCCAUGCUACAACCAAGAUUAUAUCUAAAAUUGUUGCAAGAGAAAUUAUUGUGAGAGAUGCAAAUCGGUUCCAUCAUUUCAAAGACGGAGAAUGUUCUUGUGGAGAUUAUUGGUGAUUUUAAUUGAAGCAAACUGCAAAAACAGGAUUGCAGUAAGACAUGGUGUCAGAUGUGCACAGUGAAGAAGGAAUCAAGUUUCUUUUUAGUUUCCUAUUCUUAAUGUCUGGAAAGCUAGACCAUACUGUUAAACUUGAUGAAAUCAUAUUGUAUGGAAAGCUGGAGGAAGCAGAAGAAUGGAAGAUGUAAAAAGAUAUGAAUGCUUAAGGAAUUGGAAAGCUGCCCUCUCAGCAGGAAAUCUUGAUUGGAGCCAAGGAGAAGUUGUGAAGAAAUUGAGCAGAGAUGGAAGAUGUUUGGGUGUUGGAUCGUAGAGCUUUAUACUUGUAUGCAGAAAAGAGUCACGCUGAAGUGGGAGUUGUUCAUCCUACCUUAGAUUCACCUUUGUGUGAGAUUUUGGCUGCUCGGAAGAGGUUGUUGGAUCAAUUGGAUGAUGAAUUUGAUUCAGUCAUUGAAGAUUUUCUUAGCAUGUUGGAAUGUGACAAAAGCCCAAUAGCUCCUAGCUUUGAUAUGGAGUAUCUGCAACAAAAGCAAGGCAUAAAAAUCAGAUGCCUUGGAGAAAUCAUUAAAUGACGAGAAAGAUAGCUAGCAAUCCACCUUUGUGGAAGUUGAGACAAUGCGCCAUGUACAUUGGCGGGAUGAAGAAAGUGAGAAUACUAGUGUUUGACAAGAUCAAUCGAGAGGUGACAAGGAAGCUUCACCACUACAAAAUGAAGAGAAUGUAGAUAAUGAUGUUGGGUUUGUUUCUUUCUCAACUCUUGAUGCAACUCUGGCAUGUAUAAAUGGUUUGAACAACCAUGAACUUGUGACACUAAAGAGUGAUGUAGGCGUAGUAGCAAGCUCUCCCUUUGUGAAGACGGCCAUUGGAAUUAAUAUAGUUUUGGGUGGUUGGAUUUUGUUAGUGCUUCACCAAUUUAGUAGCAACUGAAUUACAUCAAAGUUGUUUUUGUAUUUGAGUCACUAAAAUUAGACGAGCACAACAAUGUGGAUAUUGAUGCUAGGAAUCUGAUAGAUGAGCUACUUGUGAGACAAGUUGUGGCUGAAGAUUUGGGUGGUUCAAAUUCUUUUAGUUUUGAUGGGAAUGACACUAUUGCAGUAGCUAAGGAUGAUGGAGAGAUGGAGAAUGGGUAGGACAAAGUCAUUACUAUUGCGGAUGAAACCGAAGGGCUUGUGCAUAGUCAACCAAUUUUGAACACCGGAUCACCCAUUACAAUUUCCAUGGGUGGUGCACUCUUAAUUUUAUGAUUGGAGAGCCUAUUGAUGAGAACGGUGAAUCAGUG
Molecule: messenger RNA, 3723 nt
Organism: Cryptomeria japonica (Japanese cedar)
Lineage: Eukaryota; Viridiplantae; Streptophyta; Pinopsida; Cupressales; Cupressaceae
Product: pentatricopeptide repeat-containing protein At4g21065
Exons: 3
Coding region: 230-2446 (738 amino acids)
Biological process (GO): RNA modification
Molecular function (GO): zinc ion binding; RNA binding; protein binding
Source: RefSeq, a predicted model, not a curated record